AAGUUCAGGGGGGGUGUUGCAGUUGCUGUCGCUGCGGUCUUCAUCGCUGCCGUCACAGUUGACUCGUUUUGGCUCGUCCUCGGAAGCCAUUUUUACCACAGCCAUGGCCUUGGUGUCAGCAGAUUCACGAAUAGCUGAACUACUCUCGGAGCUCCAUCAACUGAUCAAGCAAACUCAGGAAGAACGAUCACGAAGUGAACAUAACCUGAUCAACAUCCAGAAGACACAUGAGCGAAUGCAGACAGAAAACAAAAUCUCUCCCUACUUCCGGACUAAGCUUCGAAGUCUCUACACCACAGCCAAGGCAGAUGCAGAGGCAGAGUGCAAUAUUCUUCGAAGAGCUCUGGAUAAGAUUGCUGAGAUCAAGUCUCUCCUGGAAGAAAGGCGUAUUGCGGCUAAAAUCGCAGGAUUGUACAAUGAUUCAGAACCUCCACGGAAAACCAUGCGCCGAGGGGUGCUGAUGACACUGUUGCAACAGUCAGCCAUGACAUUGCCCCUAUGGAUUGGGAAACCUGGGGACAAGCCUCCACCCCUCUGUGGGGCCAUUCCAGCUUCAGGGGACUACGUAGCAAAGCCAGGUGAUAAGGUGGCUGCUCGGGUGAAAGCUGUGGAUGGGGAUGAGCAGUGGAUUCUGGCAGAAGUGGUCAGUUAUAGUCAUGCUACCAACAAAUAUGAAGUUGAUGACAUUGAUGAGGAAGGUAAAGAAAGACACACCUUAAGCCGAAGACGCAUCAUCCCACUACCACAAUGGAAGGCCAAUCCUGAGACAGAUCCUGAAGCUUUAUUCCAGAAGGAUCAGCUUGUUCUGGCACUGUACCCCCAAACUACCUGCUUCUACCGGGCUUUGAUCCACACUCCUCCACAACGGCCCCAGGAUGACUACUCUGUCCUAUUUGAAGAUACCUCUUAUGCAGAUGGCUACUCUCCUCCCCUCAAUGUGGCCCAGAGGUAUGUGGUGGCCUGCAAGGAACCCAAGAAGAAAUGAGGUUCGGUUUGGCUGAAUCAUGGACUUCGUUGACUUGCCUUUGUUUACCUGACUCAUCUGCCAUGCCCUCUUCAGGGGGAAAUUGAUGUAUCAUUCACUGCGGACUAAUAAAUAUACAGCCCUGUCCCCCA
Molecule: messenger RNA, 1116 nt
Organism: Gracilinanus agilis (Agile Gracile Mouse Opossum)
Lineage: Eukaryota; Metazoa; Chordata; Mammalia; Didelphimorphia; Didelphidae
Gene: SGF29
Product: SAGA complex associated factor 29
Exons: 10
Coding region: 104-985 (293 amino acids)
Cellular component (GO): SAGA complex
Source: RefSeq, a predicted model, not a curated record